AUGGUAGUUACAUUUGAUAGUUCGGAACAAAGGACAAAAUUGAGACAACAAGUAGAUGAGGAUUUGAAAAAUCCCACCCCUCGCGGAGAAAAACAUUUAGAUUUCCGAAAGCGUGGUACCACAAAUGCUAAACAUGGAGGGGGCUUGUUACCUGAAGUCAACCAAGAUAAUGUUCGUGAUGUAAUUCAAGAUGUGGACCCAACUUAUGGUACUCCAAAUGAUGGAGGGGCAACAUUGUUUGGGUACAAACACUCAUGGGCUGCGAAGAUCUAUGCAACAAAGGAUCAUAAGGAUGCAGUUCGUGUUAUUAAACGUCAAAAGGCGUCCAAAUGGGAUCUUUCUAAGGAGUGUGCCGAGUUUCAAGCGAAGGUUAAAGAAUGUGUAUUAUACAAAACUAUUGAGUUAGUACAUGCUGAUUUUGACGCUGUUGCCGUAUCCGCAUUUCUCGAGAGGCAUUAUCCUGAGACAUAUACAAUGCAUCUUCCAUUCGGCGAGAUGGCAAUUACUCCCGAUGAUUUCCAUAAUAUCACCGGCCUACCAUUGGAAGGUAAAUGUCUUCGAGAAGGCUACAACCCCUCGAUGAGUUAUGAAGCUCUUGAAGCAUUGGCUCAAAAAUGUCUAGGAUGGGAUGCAAGAAAGUCUCAAUGUGAGUUUAGACGUUCAGUGAGGUCCCCUAAAAAAGGCGAUGAGUAUAAUGCAUAUGAGGCAAAUGGAGCAAAAAAGAAGACGGUGAAGAAAUUCAAGUUGGUUAAGUUGAAGGAAGCAUUUUCUGAGACCAAAACGAAAGGAAAGUUGGUGAUGGACGCGGAGACCCUUAGGCAUCAUGUCACCGCUUAUUGGUUAUAUAUGCUAGGAACUGUCAUUUUCCCCGACACUUCUAGAAAUAGGGUGGAUGCACAUUAUCUACAGCUUUUGGAGGAUCUCGAUGAGAUGAACAAUUAUUCUUGGGCCACUGGUGUGCUUGCUUUUGUUUUAGAAGAGAUGAGCAAAGGGUCGAGGAUUAGGUGUAAUCAAAUUGGAGGUUACUUAACUCUUGUUAAGGUUUGGAUUUACGACCACUUCCCUAAAUUGGGAUUGGGUUCAUAA
Molecule: messenger RNA, 1086 nt
Organism: Papaver somniferum (opium poppy)
Lineage: Eukaryota; Viridiplantae; Streptophyta; Magnoliopsida; Ranunculales; Papaveraceae
Product: protein MAIN-LIKE 2-like
Exons: 5
Coding region: 1-1086 (361 amino acids)
Source: RefSeq, a predicted model, not a curated record